AGGACUUCCGGGGUCACGUGGCGCACAAGUGCCAAAGGGCCAAGAUGAAAUAAAAGCGCGGGCUCUCUUCUGCGCCUUUAAAAUACGGCGUGGUGAAGCUGGAAAGCUGCGUUAAGGAGGCUCCCUCUCCGUUUCUUUUACGUCUGCUCUCCCUGCUGUUAGGGUGAUCGCCCUAUUCUCCGCGGUGGUUACGGUGAUCUAUUUGGCCGGGUUAGCCGACUUCCGCCCGCGUCCAAGAUGACGAUUAAGGGGCCUUCAUAACCUUUACGGGGCUGGGCAGUGUUGACGCCGGAGCUGGCAGGGGGUGGAGUGGUUAGUAAGCAGCAAAUGCGGGAACUGCUGGGCUGGAGUUAGCCAUGGACUGGAAAGAAAUUCUUCGCCGGCGGAUAGCGAUGCCCAGCACUGGUCCAAACAAAAAAAAAAGUGAACAAGAAUUAAAAGAUGAAGAAAUGGAUUUAUUUACCAAGUAUUACUCAGAAUGGAAAGGAGGUAGAAAAAACACAAAUGAAUUCUAUAAGACCAUUCCCCGGUUUUAUUAUAGGCUGCCAGCUGAAGAUGAAGUCUUACUACAGAAAUUAAGAGAAGAAUCCAGAGCCGUCUUUCUGCAAAGGAAAAGCAGGGAACUGUUAGAUAAUGAAGAAUUACAGAACUUAUGGUUUUUGCUGGACAAGCACCAGACACCACCCAUGAUUGGAGAGGAAGCAAUGAUUAAUUAUGAAAAUUUUUUAAAGGUUGGUGAAAAAGCUGGACCAAAGUGCAAGCAAUUUUUCGCAGCAAAAGUCUUUGCUAAACUCCUUCAUACAGAUUCUUAUGGAAGAAUUUCCAUCAUGCAGUUCUUUAAUUAUGUCAUGAGAAAAGUUUGGCUUCAUCAGACAAGAAUAGGCCUCAGUUUAUAUGAUGUUGCUGGACAAGGGUAUCUUCGGGAAUCUGAUUUAGAAAACUACAUAUUGGAACUUAUCCCUACUUUGCCACAAUUAGAUGGGCUGGAAAAAUCUUUUUACUCCUUUUAUGUUUGUACAGCAGUUAGGAAGUUCUUCUUCUUUUUAGACCCUCUAAGAACAGGGAAGAUAAAAAUUCAAGAUAUUUUAGCAUGCAGCUUCCUAGAUGAUUUAUUGGAGUUAAGGGAUGAGGAACUGUCCAAGGAGAGUCAAGAAACAAAUUGGUUUUCUGCUCCUUCUGCCUUACGGGUAUAUGGCCAAUAUUUGAAUCUUGAUAAGGAUCACAAUGGCAUGCUCAGUAAAGAAGAACUCUCCCGCUACGGAACAGCAACCAUGACCAAUGUCUUCUUAGACCGUGUUUUCCAGGAGUGUCUCACUUAUGAUGGAGAAAUGGACUAUAAGACCUACCUGGAUUUUGUUCUUGCAUUAGAAAACCGAAAAGAACCUGCAGCUCUGCAAUAUAUUUUCAAAUUGCUUGACAUUGAGAACAAAGGAUAUCUGAAUGUCUUUUCCCUUAAUUAUUUCUUUAGGGCCAUACAAGAACUAAUGAAAAUCCAUGGACAGGAUCCUGUUUCAUUUCAAGACGUCAAGGAUGAAAUCUUUGACAUGGUAAAACCAAAGGAUCCUUUGAAAAUCUCUCUUCAGGAUUUAAUCAACAGUAAUCAAGGAGACACAGUCACCACCAUUCUAAUUGAUCUGAAUGGCUUCUGGACUUACGAGAAUAGAGAAGCCCUUGUUGCAAAUGAUAAUGAAAACUCCGCAGACCUUGAUGAUACAUGAUCCCUCAAAGACUAGACUGUAUUCAUUAAAAUAAGCUUGAAUGCUGCAUGUAAAAUCUUUGAAGCAGAAUCCUUAGAAAUGGUCUAAAUAAAACACUUCAUAUGUCUAUAGAACACA
This is a messenger RNA of Kogia breviceps (pygmy sperm whale), 1835 nucleotides long. RefSeq names its product protein phosphatase 2 regulatory subunit B''gamma (gene PPP2R3C). The record is from RefSeq and is a predicted model, not a curated record. NCBI's taxonomy places the organism in Eukaryota, Metazoa, Chordata, Mammalia, Artiodactyla, Physeteridae. Gene Ontology annotation, cellular component: centrosome; spindle. Gene Ontology annotation, biological process: regulation of dephosphorylation; B cell homeostasis; cortical cytoskeleton organization.